This is a messenger RNA of Symbiodinium necroappetens, 2458 nucleotides long. NCBI's taxonomy places the organism in Eukaryota, Dinophyceae, Suessiales, Symbiodiniaceae. The record is from the annotation of a GenBank genome assembly.
AUGGGCAGCACUGGCAGCGGCACUCGAGAGCGUGCCAGGCGGAAGACGGACAGCGGAACGCAAUGGGCCGGUGUCCGUGCUGAUUGUGGUGUUGCCGGAGAAGGCUUGUGGGCCUUCUGCGUGUGGAACGAGACUGGCGGCAACUUGCGCAUUGGUUGGUCUACCGCGGAUGCCAAAUUGGCUUUGGGAACUGAUCGGUUCUCUUGGGGAUUCGGUGGCACGGCUACGAAGUCUCAUGCGGGCAACUUCGAGAAGUUUGGCCAAACAUUCGGUAAAGACGAUGCCAUCACCUGCUGCCUGGAUCUUGAGAGGCGAGCCAUUCUUUAUUUUAAGAAUGGCAGAGAGAUCCCGGGAGAUGCCUUCACCUUUGGAAAAGAGCUUUCCGGCGAGCCAUUGUAUCCUCACGUCUAUGCCAAAGAGGCGACCUUUUCGAUUUCCUUCGACGGAAGCGGUGGGGCUCCUCCUUUGUCCGGCGGCUUCAAGUGGAUAGCAGAGGCCGGCAAUUUAGUUCCCCAUCCAAGUCGCGUCUCCGGAGCUGGACCUGCAGAGGUGGCGCAAGACGAAGCAGGUGACUCUGGACCGAAGUUUGUCCUGACUCCUUAUGGAUGGAGAACCGUCGAGCAAGCCGGCGGCAUCACGCAGGAGUGGCGCACAUCCCUUGAUGCCUAUGUCCGGCACUUUACCUCGAGCCUGGAGCUGGAGUACGAGGCCGAGCGGCAGGCGGUGCUCGAGAAGGUGCAGAAAAGGAGCACUCGGCAGCUGCAGGACGAAGGCAUCGGAAUCGCUGGACUCUGUGGCGAGUUCGAUGCCGUCUAUGGUCGGGUCACGCUCUGGCCAGAUGGUUGGAGGAUGCCAUAUCUUUCUGAAAUCAAGUUUGGCCGAGCAGUGCUGCUGAGCACCACGGACGGAGGCGUAGACUUGAAAGAUCCGAAGAAAACCAUAUCAGCAGAAGUCGAAAGCAUCCGUGACAACACCAUAAUCCUCAGCACGCCCUACGAGCGAUUGCCUUCAACCGGAAGGGGUAAUGACUUGUACAGGGUGGACCUUGGUCCGAAUAUUAUCGCCAACAAACGCAUUGACAAGAUGCUGGACGAGUUGCAGAGGUGUCUGGGCGUGGACCAAGCUGCCAACCCUCGGGAUUCAAUCCAAAAGCUCAACUACAACGCGAAUUUGUGCGGGCUCCUUUUGCCCGGAGCUCCAUUGGCAGAUGCUCUCUAUGCAGAUAUCCACGAGUCGUCCGCAGCUGCGGCAAAGUGGGACCCCUUAACUCGGGCGGCGCCCAAUGCGAAAGCCGACAUCAGCCGUCACGCACGUGAAAAGGACAUCGGGGCCGAGAAGUAUACAGCACACAGUGACAUCCACAGCGAAAAGGAUUUGAAUGAGUCGCAGCAGAAUGCUCGGGACAUGGUCCUGGAGCAAAGGCGCCGAUUCACUUUGGUUCAAGGUCCGCCAGGCACAGGGAAGACCACCACGGCAGUGGCCAUCAUCUGCGGUUGGUUGAAGAGCAACCGUGGGCCAGUACUCGCCUCCGCUUUCAGCAACAAAGGUUGUGACAAUGUCGCACAGCAGCUGCACGCCUUGGGUGUCAAGGUGCUGCGAAUGGGGCUUUGCUCUGCGAAAGAGCCGUAUUCGCUGGAGACGAGGCUCCAGGAGUGCGGCCUGCGGCGUGGGGACAAGGGCAUGAAAGCCGUCUUUGAAAAUGUCGAUGUGAUCUGUGCGACAUGCAUCGGCUGCGGCAUGGGCCCGUUGGACAGCAAGACCUUUCCUUUCAUCGUGAUUGACGAGGCGGCUCAGGUCAUCGAGCCCGCCGUGAUUCUUCCUCUCGGCAAGGGGGCCGUCCAGGCCGUGAUGGUGGGCGAUCAGUGCCAGCUCCCCGCUACGGUCCUCAGCCAGGAAGCACAGGCCAAGGGCCUGGACAUCUCCAUGUUCGACCGGCUGCUGUCGAUGGGCAUGGAGUACACGCUCCUGACAGAUCAGUACCGAAUGCACCCCUCCAUUAGCGCCUUCCCGUCCUGGCGCUUUUAUCGUGGCGAGUUGAAGAAUGCGGUGACAGAUGCCGAUCGGCAGCUGCCACACGGGCUUCCUUUCCGGUCUCCGCUGGUUUUUCUGCAUGUGGAUGCCAUGGAGAGCUCUGGGGGAGCUUCCAAAAAGAAUGAAGCGGAAGCAGACUGUGUGGCUUGGGUCGUGGAGCAGGUCAUGCAGCAUGAGAUUCGACCGGAAAGCAUUGGCGUCAUCUCUCCGUAUGGAGCACAGGUGAAGCUGAUACAAAGGUCACUGCCGUACAAUGCGCAGUUGGCGGUACAAGUGUCGACCGUGGAUGCAUUCCAAGGGAGCGAGAGGGAGGUUAUUAUCUUCAGCCUCGUCCGAGCCAACCGUCGUGGAGAUGUCGGAUUUGUGGCCGACUGGCGGCGUCUCAACGUGGCCUUGACACGUGCCAGACGACUUUGUGUCGUGAUCG